Linum trigynum is the source of this 2554-nucleotide messenger RNA. NCBI's taxonomy places the organism in Eukaryota, Viridiplantae, Streptophyta, Magnoliopsida, Malpighiales, Linaceae. The record is from the annotation of a GenBank genome assembly.
CUUAAGAUACUUUCUGGUACAGGAUGUUAGGGGGGUUAUUCCCAUGACCUCCACGUUCAUCCACUCUUUCACUCAUUUCCAGCACAAACCACAUCUAAUCGGAACACUAUAUAAAGGCAAGCGUGACCCUCAGAAGCUCUCACACUGUUGAAAAGCAUUACCUAGAUUUUAUUUGUUUGAAAGCAUCCAUGGAGUUCCGCAGUCUAUCCCAGCUCAACCUGCAUGAAGACAACGCCGCUGUCUGUGUCAGGAUCCUUCGAUUACGGAGGACAAUGAAGCCAGAUGCCGUGCAGAUUCACCAAGAUUUACAAGUCUUAACGUUAGAUGCUAUAGCGUCAAUCAUACAGCAUAAAACAGUGAACUGAAACGCCCUAUGUUUUGUAGGGAAUAGAGAUGCAGGGCUUAGUUAGCUCAGUUCAUGUACCAGAGUUUCAGCCCAUUCUUCAGGCCGGAAGGAUUUACGUCUUCAGAAACUUUGUGGUUCGUUCCUAUCAUGGUCACUGUAUGGUUUCGCCUUCUACCCGCCGAAUCUGCUUUGGUGAUGAUACAUUGGUUGAGGAAGUGGCGAAUGCGCAUGAUAUACCGACGUAUAAUUUCCGUUUUUUGGCUGCCGCGGAUCUACCGCAAGCUGUCCACAACCAUGCCUAUAUGUCUGAUAUAAUCGGUGAGGUUGUAGCAGCCGGACCAGAACAAGCACUAUUCGAGGAUGUUGCUGUUCUAAGGCGAAAAACUGUUGACCUCAGAUUGCUAGAGGGUGACAUAGUGGAAGUCAUCUUAUGGGAUGGUCUGAUUGAUCAAUUCCAAGAAUUGAUGCCUCAUCACCCGGACCCUGGAACCACAGUUGUGUUCACCUCUGUGGUAGUUCAGCAUUUCAAUGGUAUUAGUCUUUCUUUUUGUUUUAAGCUCUUGUGACGUAUUGUUUUAAAGCUACUCCUAUUGCUGAACUGUUGUAUGCGUUGACUGUAGGUCAACACUACUGUGUUGGAUCAAAUGCCACCAAACUCUACUGCAAUUUGCACUAUCCUCACCAACACCCUUUGCUGAAUAAGUAAGUUUACAGCAGAACAGAAAUACGUGGAAUUUGUAAACUGAACUUGCACUUAUCAUGUGACUAAAGCAUUCCUAUUGAAUAACAGUAUAGAAAAUGCUUUCCUGGCUAUUGACUAUACUUUGGAGGAAGCCAUAGGGAUGAGUAUCAUCUCUUCAAUUCCUGAGCUGAACAUGUAUAAGACUGACAUCAAUAACCAGGUAACGUAUUUCCACAAUCGGCUGGACAGUAAUCACCAAUUCGAUUUAUAUAUGUGCUUUGUUUUAACAACCAACAAAAGAGUAAAGUUUCACCCAAACAAUGGUUAUUCCAAUCUUUUUUCUUCAUUACAUUGCAGGACAUUUACUUUAUUGUUGAUGCCCAAGUGAAAGAUGUGAAUAUCUUCUGGUCCCCCUCAAGGCUCAAGUUUCUGGUGCAGUUGAAUAUUCGUAAAGGAUCUGAUGAAGCUGUUGUUAUGUUUACGACAAGCAAGUUACGCUAGAUUGCAAGUCGUAUUAUUGAGGGAACAGACAGAGAAUGGACCCAGAACUUCAGCAUUCUCUUGGAUUCGUUAAGGGGUCAAUCAUUCAAGCUGAUGGUCGAACUGGGUGGUUUCAACCAGUUGACAAAUGAAUUUGAUGUAGUCCUGCGCAAGUUGUUCUGGUAGAUAAUGUUUCAUCAAGGGAUUAGUGGUUUAUGGGGACGUGAAUGUGUUCAUAUCUGUUUCUUUCUUUAUUAGCUGAACAUUAGGACCAGCAAGUGUUAAUUAGCUGGUCAGUCUAUUUUCUGUCAUGUUUCUGUUUUCUAAGUACUGAUCAUGUUUCUUAAAGUUCAGUUAAUGAAAUAUAUUUCCUUAAAUUUGGUUUCUUAAUUUCAAUUUUGUGUAUUUUCAAUUGAAGGAUUUUACCUACUUAUAAUCUAGAGCACAUCACUCUGUUAAUAGACAGACUCCAGCACUUAAAUAAAACCGAGGGAGUUUGGUACUUACAUAGCAGGGUCCAAGAAGUCAGUUGUUCCAAAGAGUUUGAGCUAGGAUGCUUUGGAAUCCUUCUCUCGCCAUAGAGACAUGUAUAUCUCCUAACUGUAAAUGGGAUUUGGGAAUGUUGAUGUGCACUUAAACUUCAUGUGGCUUUAGGUGUGUCGAAGAAUUCCUGGUAAUCAUGCAUUACAACUCACAAGUCAUUUCCUAAAGGUUGUUCCAAUGAAUCCAAGAAACAGAAUGUUGUAAGCAACAUAAUUGAACUUACCUCAUUCUAUUUAACGGCUGUCGGUUCGUUAUUGGUAGCCUUCUCUGGACCCUCACUUUCAAACAAGAGAGAACCAGUCCCUUGCCUUCUACCGCGAUCAUGAAACAAGUGCUCUUCUUCAUCGAUCAUCCUAUGAUUUUUUUUAAAUAAACACUCAUUAUGAUAUAAUUACAUAGUAAGGAGCGAGUUUCAGAUCACCUGUUUAUCAAAUCCAACCGAAGCGCAAUAAGUCAAACUUUCAAAUUUUAGGUAAUUGAGUGAAUCAAUUGAUAAGUUAUAC